GAAUCAAUUUCCGGUUUAUAGAUAACCGGAUUGAGUCCAUCAUUUGACUCGGAACGGCUCCGCUUCAUGUUCGUUCACCCUCUCUGCUGACGUUCGGUACCAACCCAAAACCCUAAAAAAAGCUUCUGUAGCUGCCAUAGAUCGGUUUCAAUGGCGCUUCAUCUCGCCAGACCUAAACAGAGGUUACAUUCAAGUCCAUCUCUCAUUCACCUUUUCUCAACCUCCUCCUCCUCCUCAUCUCCCCAAGACGGGAACGAAUCUAGCUUACACCACCCUCAGUCACCGUCUUCUCCAUCUUCACCGCCGUCGGAUGUUAAGAUCCCUUCCUACUUCAGUGGUAUCAAAAGCAGCCUGAAACAGAGUCAGCCUCAGGACGGGAGGAGACAGUUCCUCAGAUUCGAUGCCAAAGCUCAAAAUCCAUCAUCGCCUUCGCUCUCCGGUAACCAAAUCGGCGGCCGAAUUCAGGAUAUCAGGAGGAAUCUCAACGAGUUCCGAAGCAGAGCAGCAGCUCCGCCGCCGAGGGAUUGGCAGGAUGCUUACAAACAGAAUGUGCUGUCAAAAUCUGGAGAUUCGUAUGGGACUCGUAAAAUCGAGGGUACGCCAUUUGCGAGCGGAUUAGCCAACAUAAAGGAGAACUUAAGGCAGAUGAGACCACAAGCCAACACAGAAGGCAAAUGGGCCAAUUUAUCUGGGUUACAGAACACUAUCAAGACGAAAUUCAGUGAAAAUCUCCGUUCAAAUGUAACCGGCGGAGGAGAAGGAUUGCCAUAUUCAGUUUUUGCUGAAGAAUUAGAACAACGGAAUGAGACAGAGGAGAUGAAAUCAGAGUUUUUCAAGAGUUAUGAUCCUUUUGAAUUGGGAGAGAAACUUAGAUUGUAUAGACCACAAGGAAAAAAAGAUCAAGGUUGGUUCUCCCUACAAGAGCUGAAUCAGAGGCUUGUUAAGCUUAGGGCGGUGGAAGAGGAACAUGCACAGAGAACGAGUACAGCAGAUCACUCCAUCGUCAAAGAGUUGAGGUCUGAGAUUCAAAAAGCCAAGGCCGCGGAAGCUCAGAAAUCUAUUUCCUUUCAGAAACUCGAUAUUUGGGGAGUUUUAAAUGGCACCCCUAAGUAUAUGCUCGAGCCUCCGAAAGACCACCUAGUUGAAACUUAUUUUCACCCGGAUAACAUGUCUUCUGCGGAGAAGAUGAAAAUUGAACUUGCAAAGGUCCGGGAAGAGUUCAAGAUGUCAGAAUCAGAUUGUGGUUCUGCACGUGUUCAAGUGGCGCAACUGACCACUAAGAUCAAGCAUCUGUCCUCUGUUCUACAUAAAAAGGACAAGCAUUCGCGAAAGGGACUUAUAGCAAUGGUGCAAAGACGGAAGAAACUGUUGAAGUACAUGAGACGAACGGACUGGGACUCUUACUGCCUUUCACUGUCAAAACUUGGCCUUCGUGACAACCCAGAUUACAAGUUUUAAAAUUUUUGUGCAAGAAUAUCAUAGAAUUGUCAUCUCAGUACUCUCUCUUUGUUCUUUCCAUUAUGGCAAUAGAGAUAAUGUGGGUUCUCUUAUCAAUCAUACUGGGAGAAAAGUUGUUCUACUAGAGUUUGUUAUUGCACGCUGUUUCGGCGAAAAGAGAACAAAGCUGUGGGGGAUAUAUAUACUUUCGUUGACAUUGUCUUUUAUUAUUUGGAAUGUGAUAAUAAACUUACUUCUCUGUUAAA
Molecule: messenger RNA, 1703 nt
Organism: Capsella rubella
Lineage: Eukaryota; Viridiplantae; Streptophyta; Magnoliopsida; Brassicales; Brassicaceae
Exons: 5
Coding region: 151-1458 (435 amino acids)
Biological process (GO): translation
Cellular component (GO): ribosome
Molecular function (GO): structural constituent of ribosome
Source: RefSeq, a predicted model, not a curated record